Messenger RNA from Hibiscus syriacus, 1584 nucleotides. RefSeq names its product probable ADP-ribosylation factor GTPase-activating protein AGD9. NCBI's taxonomy places the organism in Eukaryota, Viridiplantae, Streptophyta, Magnoliopsida, Malvales, Malvaceae. The record is from RefSeq and is a predicted model, not a curated record. The transcript is spliced from 8 exons. Gene Ontology annotation, biological process: COPI coating of Golgi vesicle. Gene Ontology annotation, molecular function: GTPase activator activity. Bases 140 to 1354 code for a protein of 404 amino acids.
AUUUGAUUAGCUUUGUGGUUUCUAUAUCCCUUAUUGUUGAAGUCUGAGGAGGUGUUCGAUUAUCGAUCCCACCCCUCUUCAGUAUAGCAUUUUUCGUUCUGAAAUUCGAAAAAUUUGAAGGAAAAAAGGGAAAGCAUCGAUGGCGUUGUCCGAUAACAUGACCGAUAAGAAUGCUGUUUUCAGAAAGCUGAAAGCGAAAUCAGAAAACAAGAUGUGUUUCGAUUGUAAUGCGAAGAAUCCAACAUGGGCAUCAGUGACUUACGGGAUCUUUCUUUGCAUCGACUGCUCGGCUGUUCAUCGGAGUCUCGGUGUACACAUCAGCUUUGUCAGGUCUACAAAUUUAGAUUCUUGGUCUCUUGAACAAUUGAAAAUGAUGAUCUAUGGAGGAAACAACCGUGCUCAGGUUUUCUUUAAGCAGCAUGGAUGGUCUGAUGUAGGCAAAAUUGAGGCCAAAUACACUUCAAGAGCUGCCGAUUUAUAUAGGCAAAUAUUAUCUAAAGAGGCUGCUAAGAGUAUGGCAGAAGAGGCAGGUUUACCUACAUCCCCUGUUGCUUCUGAGUCACCUCAAGCACCCAAUGGACUUCUUCAUAGCAAGACUGAUGAAGCUCCUAAAGAAAGUUCUUUAGGCGGGCAAGAAAAACCAGAGCUUCCUCCUUCACCGAAAGCUUCUCAUAAAGUUGUUACCAGCACUGUCAAGAAGCCUCUAGGUGCAAAAAGAACUGGAAAAACUGGAGGACUUGGUGUCAGAAAGCUUACUUCAAAGCCAAGUAAAAAUCUCUAUGAUCAAAAGCCUGAAGAACGAGUUGUCCCUGUUGCUUCCCCAGCUAAGGACACUGCACCCGUUGGUUCAGCUUUUCCAUCUCGUUUUGAGUAUCUAGAGAAUGAUCAAUCUAGUGAGUUGAAUUCUGGCGGCCCACAAAUUCUUGGCCAUGUUGCUCCACCAAAGUCAUCAAGCUUCUUUGAAGAAUUUGGAAUGGAGAGUGGUUUUCAGAAGAAAUCAAGCUCAAAUAGCACAAAAGUGCAAGUUCAGGAAACUGAUGAAGCUAGGAGAAAGUUCUCUAAUGCAAAAUCUAUUUCAUCAGCCCAGUAUUUUGGUGAUCAUACCAGGGUAGACAAUGAUGCACAAGUUACUUUGCAGAAAUUCUCAGGUUCAACAGCCAUCUCCAGUGCUGAUCUUUUCGGUCAGUCUGCCGAUAGUUCUAUUGACCUUGCUGCUAGUGAUCUCGUCAACCGACUCUCUUUCCAGGCACAACAAGAUAUAUCAAACCUUAAGAACAUAGCCGGGGAGACUGGAAAGAAACUGAGCUCAUUAGCAUCCACUCUCAUGUCGGAUCUGCAGGACAGAAUCCUUUAAUUCAAUGUUCUGGGCUUUAAAGAUAUUACCGGCCUAUAUGUUCUGUAGCGAAUGUAAAGCGAGUUAAUCAUAAAAUUCUUUCACGGAAGAGAGGAAAUAAUAUUUUAAAAGAAACAGCGUCCAAUUGUUUUUGUUACUUGUUAUACCACUUGCAGAGGUGGUGUCUUAUUAGUGUAGUCCCUUCGUAUCUGUAUGAGAUGUAAACCAAUCAAGGUUUGAUGUUGUGCGUA